Messenger RNA from [Candida] anglica, 795 nucleotides. The record is from the annotation of a GenBank genome assembly. NCBI's taxonomy places the organism in Eukaryota, Fungi, Ascomycota, Pichiomycetes, Serinales, Debaryomycetaceae.
AUGUCAACCAGGCCACAGCAGGAUCAGCUUAGAGAUAUCCAUGAGGUUCACCUGGAGACACAAUUGGAACUUCUACCCAUGGUAUCCAAUCAAGAUCGUACUGGACCUGCCACAAAUACACCACUUCAAUCACGCUCUGAAGGUCCAAAUCGAGACUAUGCAAGCUUAGAACUUAAGAUUUUAAACUCUCGUCCUCAAUAUUAUCCACCCUUAAACUUCUCUCUAGUAGAAGAUGGAAUAUAUAGGUCAGGAUUCCCGAUGCCGAUAAAUUAUCCGUUUUUAGAGCAACUCGGAUUAAAGACAAUCAUUUAUUUGGGAGACUUGGGAAUGGAAAAGAAAAAGUCAAAAAAAGAUAAACCUAAAAAGGAUUCAAAAGAAAAACUGGAAAAGAAACCCAAGGACAAGCAUGGUAGUACUGAAAUCUUGGAUAGUUAUAAGAAAUGGGUAGCUGAAACAACCGAUGCUAAACUUUAUCAUUUACCCAUGGAAUCAUCACAGGAACCAUUUGUUCUGGCCCAAGUACAGGCCCAAGAAUCGCUUACAGCUGCUCUCCAAUUAAUGUUAGAUAAAAAUAAUUUCCCCAUGCUUAUUCAUUCGAAUAAAGGGAAACAUCGCAUUGGUGUUCUCGUUGGAUUAAUGAGAAAACUACUUCAAGGAUGGUGUAUGAGUGGAAUCUUUGAAGAAUAUGAAAAGUUUGCCAUGGGUAAGUCCGAGUAUGACUUGGAAUGUAUAGAAAUUUGGCAACCCGAAUUAUGGGUUGAUGAGGACUCAAAGCCGGACUUUGUGCGGCUGUAA